UGAUCAUUAAACACGGUUGUAACAAAUAGACAACGAAUAAAGGAUUGUAGAUUGUAGUGCAUCAUAACCGUGUUAUACGAGGUUAUUUAUAUUUACAUUUCUGUUUGGUGCAGUUGUUUUCGCAUUUUACGAAGAACGAUUUUCGAAGAAAUCUCAUCUCCUCAUUUUAAGUGAUCGAGAAUGGAUUUCCAAAAUCGUCCGGGUGGCAAAACCGGCGGCGGCGGGGUCGCCUCCUGGUCCGAGAGCAACCGCGACCGCCGAGAACGGCUCCGUCAGCUCGCCCUGGAGACUAUCGACUUGAACAAGGAUCCGUAUUUUAUGAAGAAUCAUCUGGGCUCGUACGAGUGCAAAUUGUGUCUCACCUUGCAUAAUAACGAGGGCAGUUACCUGGCGCACACGCAGGGUAAGAAGCAUCAGGCUAAUUUAGCCAGGAGGGCCGCGAAAGAGGCUAAGGAAGCACCGCAGACCCUAGCGCCGGAGAAACCCCGAGUCGAGCCUAAGAAAUUCGUAAAGAUCGGUCGACCCGGUUAUAGAGUUACGAAGCAACGUGAUCCGGAAUCUGGCCAGCAGAGUCUACUGUUUCAGGUAGAUUAUCCGGAGGUGGCGGACAAUGUAAUACCGCGGCAUAGGUUUAUGUCCGCCUACGAGCAGAGAGUCGAACCACCUGAUCGCAAAUGGCAAUAUCUGCUGUUUGCAGCUGAACCAUAUGAAACUAUCGCCUUCAAAGUACCCAGCAGAGAAGUGGAAAAGGCGGAAGGAAAGUUUUGGACUCACUGGAACAAGGAUACGAAACAAUUUUUUCUACAAUUUGCAUUCAAGAAUGAGAAACCGUCCGUGGGCAAAGUACCACCGCCGCCGGUUCCUUUGAUAAGACCGGGACUAAGUUCGAUGGUACCUGUUCCGCCGCCUCCUCCUAGACCACCCAUGUUUAAUCCGGUACCACCUCCACCAGCUCUCCUAGCGAGUGGGAUGCAAAUACCUCCUCCACCACCUCAUAUAGCAUAAUGCAUUUGAUACAAUUCGAAUAAAUUUUUUUUAUUAAUAAAAAGUUUGCGCGUAUUAUCUUUUCAAGAAAAAAAUGCAUUUGUGUAAUUACAUAAAAUCAUAUAUAUGAUCUUAUGUCCAUUUUUUUCUUAGAUUUUUAAAAGAAAAUAAUUGUUUAUAUAUUUCUAUCAACAUGUAAAAGAUCAAACAUCUAUUCGAUAUUUAUGCAAAAACUGUAUGUAAUAUAUUUAAAUGUAUAUAAUAUCUAUAAAAAUGAGACAACUUAUGAGACAUAAAAAAACAUGAGUCUUUAAAAAAAAUUUUUAUUUAUCAUUGAAAUAUAUAUUCGUUUCCAUAAA
Molecule: messenger RNA, 1343 nt
Organism: Cataglyphis hispanica
Lineage: Eukaryota; Metazoa; Arthropoda; Insecta; Hymenoptera; Formicidae
Gene: Sf3a2
Product: splicing factor 3A subunit 2
Exons: 2
Coding region: 181-1005 (274 amino acids)
Biological process (GO): spliceosomal complex assembly
Cellular component (GO): nucleus; catalytic step 2 spliceosome; U2-type prespliceosome
Molecular function (GO): nucleic acid binding; zinc ion binding
Source: RefSeq, a predicted model, not a curated record